AUGUUGGCCGUUUGUUUAAUUCUCCCCAUGAGUGGACUAGUUCACGCUCAAGAACCAAACUCAAGUCUCACAGCGGUGCUUCUCAUCCCGCCAGACUUCGAAGCGAUCGAAGUAGCCACAGCUCUCUCUGUGCUCGUUGAAGCGGGAAUCACUGUGAUCACAGCUUCGACCACAGCGGAUGUGAACCCAAUUCAAGGAUUGACCAAUGUGCAAAUCAUACCUGACAAAGCGUUACCUACCUUGAACGAACCGCUGUACACAGCGCUCCUAUUAACAGGCGGAGAAGCGGCCGUUUGGAAUAUGAUUGAGAACCCGCCCCUGUUGGAUUUGAUUCAAUUCUACGGACAUGAGAAUCGUGUAAUCGGGGCUAUAAAUAUUACACCGAAACUGUUACAGGCUUGUGAUGUUUAUCGAGGUCACACAAUCACAGCUUCAUGGGCCGUUCGACGCUACUUGUCAAUUUAUCGAUUCCGGUAUCGUAAGGCACAAGUGGACCGUUUGUUGGUGACCGGAUCCAGUACAGGACACAGUAUCCCCUGGGCGUUUGCUCUAGUGGCACGUUUGCUAUCCGAUCAAUUUGCGGCAAAACUGGCCCAGCAGUGGUUCAAUCCCGUCUGA
This is a messenger RNA of Echinostoma caproni, 618 nucleotides long. NCBI's taxonomy places the organism in Eukaryota, Metazoa, Platyhelminthes, Trematoda, Plagiorchiida, Echinostomatidae. The record is from the annotation of a GenBank genome assembly.